AUGUCGGUCAACCUGUCAAGGAAUAUCCUAUCUAAGCAAAGCAUUAAAACAUGUGUGCCUGCCGCCCGGUCACUGGCGUCCCUGGUAAAUAGACCACGAAAUGAGAAGUCGGGACCCACAGCUAUCGUAAUGAUGAAUAUGGGCGGGCCAGUAGACCUCGACGAGGUCCAUCCAUUUCUAUCUCGCCUCUUUCAUGAUGGCGACCUCAUUCCUCUUCCUGCACAAAAAUGGCUUGCUCCGUGGAUUGCCAAAAGACGUACUCCGAGCAUCAGGGAGCAGUAUGCCGCAAUAGGUGGGGGAAGUCCGAUCCUGAAAUGGACUCGGCACCAAGGAGAAGAGAUGGUAAAGCUCUUGGAUGAGCUCUCUCCAGAAACCGCACCUCAUAAAAAUUAUGUUAUGUUUAGGUAUGCACAGCCGUUGACCGAAACCGCUCUGAGCGAAAUGCAACGCGAUGGCGUCAAGCGUGCCGUAGCUUUUACACAGUACCCUCAAUAUAGCUGCUCUACCACGGGGUCGAGUUUGAAUGAGCUUUAUAGACGAUCCAUGUCAGCGGAUUCCGCGUAUCCAUCCCAGAUCGAAUGGAGCGUCAUCGACCGAUGGGCAACACAUCCUGGACUUAUCCAAGCAAUUACCGAGAACGUCCGUGCUGCGUUGAACAAUUUCAAGGCAGGUUUGGGCGAGCCAGGUGCCAAGUGGGAAGGAAACGACUCGGACCGACCGGUAAUUUUGUUUUCGGCUCAUUCGCUUCCAAUGAGUGUUGUCAACCGAGGAGACCCGUAUGUUAGCGAAGUAGCGAUGACAGUAGGGGCAGUGAUGCGCGAACUGGGCGAUUGGCCCUAUAGGCUUGUAUGGCAAUCACAGGUCGGACCAUCGGCAUGGAUGGGCCAACAAACACAACAAGCUAUUCAAGGAUUAGCCAGACUCGGUCGCAAGAAUGCCGUGUUGGUGCCAGUCGCCUUUACAAGUGACCAUAUAGAGACAUUGUACGAGUUAGAUCAUGAAUAUGUGAAGGAAGGCGAAGAGCUUGGUAUGAACAUCCAACGGGCCGAAUCUCUAAAUGACUCGCCAACAUUUAUCCGUGCCCUCGCCGAUAUUGCUGCUUCGCACUUGAAGAACAAGGACAAGACAAGCGUGCAGAUGCGUCUCAGGUGUCCUGGGUGUACUAACAAGACCUGCGGAGAACAAAAGGCUUGGCUCGAGGGUCCCCCUUGA
This is a messenger RNA of Rhizoctonia solani, 1212 nucleotides long. Its product is annotated as ferrochelatase. Gene Ontology annotation, biological process: heme biosynthetic process. NCBI's taxonomy places the organism in Eukaryota, Fungi, Basidiomycota, Agaricomycetes, Cantharellales, Ceratobasidiaceae. The record is from RefSeq and is a predicted model, not a curated record. The transcript is spliced from 7 exons. Gene Ontology annotation, molecular function: protoporphyrin ferrochelatase activity. The coding region runs from base 1 to 1212 and encodes 403 amino acids.